CUAAAAGAACGUUCUCCACAAGCUUGGAAGCGCCGUUUGUUUUCCAGCUGCACAUAUCAUUUCUCGCCCGACCACAGUAAUCUGACCUUCAAUCUGGACUGGAACAGUGAAAAGCUCCCCAAAAAAUACAAAAAUGUUUUGUCUGGAAACUACCUAAUAUGGUACAUCAAUACUCAACUCAACAGCGGCGCGAAAAGAUGCCUCAAUGUCGAUGGAGAAGGACAAGUUGAUGAUAGUUCAGGGCUCCUCAUCGUGACAUCGGUUGUGAAGGGCCUCUGCAAAAAUUUCACCACCAAAACUUUCAACAACGGUUUGUUCACUGUUAAGAAAUGCUCACUCUUGGGUAAAUCUGCCAAGCGGGUGGAGGGCCAGUUGCUUGGUGAAUAUGAACUAAUUCUGUUGGAGAAAGGAAACCCACCUGCUGGUCCAAAGGUCAACCAUAUUUUCUACGUUUACAAAACAAAUGAGCCGGCUUCUGGAUGCAAUUUUGAAGGCAACUGGGGAAGCUAUGAUCGUCCUGAGGGUGAGUUGAACGGUAGCCUGCCUUAG
Opisthorchis viverrini is the source of this 549-nucleotide messenger RNA. RefSeq lists its product as hypothetical. The annotation marks the transcript as partial. The record is from RefSeq and is a predicted model, not a curated record. Lineage: Eukaryota; Metazoa; Platyhelminthes; Trematoda; Opisthorchiida; Opisthorchiidae. The transcript is spliced from 3 exons.